This is a messenger RNA of Anopheles nili, 2400 nucleotides long. RefSeq names its product cilia- and flagella-associated protein 91-like. Lineage: Eukaryota; Metazoa; Arthropoda; Insecta; Diptera; Culicidae. The coding region runs from base 1 to 2400 and encodes 799 amino acids. The transcript is spliced from 3 exons. The record is from RefSeq and is a predicted model, not a curated record.
AUGACGUACCGUAGCCACAACGUGGGUCCCUCGAGGGCUUUCGAUCACAUUUACGACCCAUUGUACGUGGCGUCGGACCAUAAGGAUGUGCAUCGAGCGAAUCACGCGGCACUGGCCAAAUCGGCCCCGAUCGGUAUCUUUCCCGUGUACCAAUCGAUGUUUAGUGAGCUGCCUCGGUUAACACGCAAUCAUUACGUCAUGCACCGGAAUCCGUUGCCGUACUAUCCGGAAGCACCGGUAUCGGGUGCAUCUCAACAACAGCAGCAGCAGGUGCUCGGUGCGGAAAGGGCGAAAUUCUUCUGCCACCCAACGGCCGGUGAAACGGGUUGUAAUGUCCGCUACGCGCCGGUAGAGGUCACCGAACAGCCAGAAGAGUACUGCGGAUGUGACGAUGGUGAUGAGGAUGUUGGGCCACGAUUCCGUGAGGUAGCAUCUCAGACGGCAUUCCGUGAGUCAUCGGCACAAACGCACCCCUGGAUGCCAGCGGCCGUGUUGAAGGAAGCCCGUGGAAAUGCUGGUCCUGGAGCUGAGAUCGUGUACGUGGCGGAGAUGUUACAGCACACGCGUUUCCCGGGUGUAAAUGAGGUGGAGAUCGUCGAACGAGCUCGCCGGAAACGUAGCUGGGAGUACGCUCUUGGAACCGGAGAUGUCCUGGAUGAGUGGCGUCAGCAGAAGCUGGUGUUGCAGAUCUUCGAGUGGGAGGAAUGGGUCGCUCGGGAGCGCCAGAUCGAUCGGUAUCAGAUGCUACGGUUGCAGUUGGUUGCGAAGAUCAUGGAAAAGCGUGAACGGGACACACACCGUGCGACUGAGGGCAAGAUGGAGAACACAAAGCAGCGCAUUAAUCAGGCCCGGAACCGAGCGAUGCGGAAGCUGGAUGUGACGUUUGAGCGGAAUCUGCGUAAACUCGAGCGUCGGCGGCAUGAGAUGAGUGUGCGGUAUGGAGCGAAGGGUCGUGGACAGGAUGCUGCCGAACGGUUGGCACUGGAGGCGUUAACCGGGGCAAGGAAGAAGUACUCGAAGCAAUCGUACGAUUACGAUCCGAACCUUAUCGAAGUUGGGUUGGCUAAACUGGACAAGAAGACGACCGUUGCGAGGAAGUUUGUGAACCCGCGGGAUCAACGACCGGAGCUGUGGAAACCGAAGGAAGUCUGCCGUGAGUUCCAGAAGGGUUUCUGGUCGGAUAACUUCCUGCGCAAGUUGUACGAAUCACUCAAGCAAUUCCGCAACCGAAAGGACACCGAUCGACCGAUACCACAAUGUACGAUCGUGGUGUCCUCACCGACGGAAAGUUUCGUCGUGUCCCCGGUGGCCGCAUCACCGGAGAAGGAAAGUGACGCACUCUACCAACAAGCCGUCCUGUUGCAGAAGUUGAUACGGGGUCGUGCCACCCAGGAACUGAUCCACCGGGACUACGCGACUGAGCACGAUCUGAUGGAUGAUCUGAUCGCAUCCCACCGGUUGCCCGUGGUGGAGGAGUUUUUCCCGUGUGAUCUUUCCCGACUGCCAGGUGGCGUUGUUGAAGGAGCUGGAAGUGUGCGUGAACGUUACCUGCGUAUCCUGAAGAACGAACCACAGCUGGAUGAGUUCGUUGAGAGCAGUUCGCACGGCCAGAUGAGCUCGUUGGUGAGCACACUCGAGCGGGAACUGGCACGGUUGCAGAACGAACGUAACACGCAGGCGUUCUUUUUGCUUGCGGAACGGGAACGCUACCUGCGGGAGUCCUCGGACGUGGAUCGGAGUCCUAGCGAACGCAAACCACUUCCAGGGGCGAGUGAUGAGAUGGCGAUCUAUCUGGAAAACGCACUGCUGGAGCAGGCUGAGAACGUGGACGAAAUGCGUGAACAGAUCCACCAGAUGGCGCGUCGGUUCGAUGAGGAAGCAGAUCGUCGGAGUGAUGGCAGUUCCAUGCAGGUGAUGAUGGCGUAUGAGGGUGCUCGUGAACCACACGGUGGCAUUGAAGGAUCCCUGGCGGAUGAGAUGCUUCUGCCGGAGCUGUUCCGGCGUGCUGCACGCGAAAACAUUAAGCUCAAGCAGCGCCCUCUGCUGGCGAACGUGCACGAGCUGAUCUACAGCCGGCGGAAGGACGACGAACCGGAAGUGGUUGAUGAACGGGAUGCCGUGCCGGAUGAGGAACUCGUAAAGCAACCGGAGGAACGGCGUGUCGUGGCUGGAUUGCUGGAGGGCAUAAUCGAACGAGCUGUUUUGCAACCGGAAUCAGCGUACUCGGAAAAUGAGGUCGAAGAAUUGCCCGAGGACGAACAGGAUCUGGCCGGAGCGAGUGAGCUGUCGGUGGGAAGCGAGUACGAGAUGGCCGAGCAGGAAGAGGAAGAAGAGAUCUCUCGCAUGGCAACCGAGCUGAUCGAGGACAUCCUGAGUGCGGUCCUGGACGUAUCGGAGUAG